GUUUCAGCUGUGGUGCGUCAGCAACAGCUGCCCUGCAGGCAGACCCACACUGGCUGUCAGGAUCCAGAACCGCGUCCUCAGUGCCGGACGACGACAGGAUUUAUUCUUCGUCCACUUUAUUGGAUUCUGUUGCGAUCGUUUGCUCUAUCGUGCCAGUUCCUUCUAAGCUGACCCCGGUGUGGCGGUAUCCCUUCGCAAUGCCAAGAUGGCGCCCAUGCUCCCUCUCCCAGGCACCGAAGCGUUCCGCCUCUUCACCCGGGAAUCGCUGGCGGAGAUCGAAUGUCUCAAAGCGAAAGGGGAGAAGAAGGCAGCCCAAGUAGAUGGAUGCAAUGAGGAGGAAGAAAAGGCGACCCCCAACGCUGACCUGGAAGCUGGCAAGAGUCUGCCGUGGAUUUACGGAGACCCUCCAGCAGAGAUGAUCAACACACCCUUGGAGGACCUGGACCCCUUCUACAAGGCCCAGAAGACAUUUAUUGUGAUCAGCAGGGGCAACACGAUCUACAGGUUCAACGCAGAGCCGGCGUGCUACCUUCUGAGCCCCUUCAGCCCUGUCAGAAGAGCAGCCAUCAGAAUUCUCAUACAUUCAUAUCCUUCCUUUCAAUUAUUCAGCAUGUUCAUCAUGAUCACCAUUUUGUCCAACUGUGUCUUCAUGACCAUGAGCAACCCACCGGCGUGGAGUAAAAACGUUGAGUACGCGUUUACCGGGAUUUACACCUUUGAGGCCACGGUCAAAGUGUUGUCCAGAGGCUUCUGUAUUGGCUCUUUUACAUUCCUUCGAGAUCCGUGGAACUGGCUGGAUUUCAUGGUGAUCAGCAUGGCAUACAUCACUGAGUUUGUUGACCUCGGUAACGUGUCCGCCCUCAGGACGUUUCGUGUGCUUCGAGCCCUCAAAACAAUCACAGUGAUUCCUGGUUUGAAAACCAUUGUGGGGGCGCUGAUCCAGUCUGUGAAGAAAAUGGUGGAUGUCAUGGUCCUUACGGUCUUCGCUCUCGCGGUGUUCGCCCUGGUGGGCCUGCAGCUGUUCAUGGGGAACCUGCGGCACAAGUGCGUGCGCUGGCCCAUCCACACCAACGAGACCACUGAGUGGUUCAACAUGACCUCCACCCUGGAUGACUUUGCCUUUUUAAAUGAGACAGCGGGCAUCAACGGUACUGAUUACUCCAACGGUACCUUCGAUUUCGUGGACUACAUCGAGAACUCAGAGAACUAUUACUUUCUCGAGGGCAGCAAAGAGCCUCUGGUGUGUGGUAACAGUUCUGACGCUGGACUCUGCCCGGAUGGCUACACGUGCAUGAAGGCUGGGGGGAACCCAAACUUUGGCUACACCAGCUUUGACUCCUUUGGCUGGGCCUUCCUGGCUCUCUUCAGACUCAUGACGCAGGAUUACUGGGAAAAUCUCUUCCAGAUGAUCCUGCGGGCAGCCGGGAAAACAUACAUGCUCUUCUUUGUGGUGGUGAUCUUCCUGGGUUCCUUCUACCUCAUCAACCUCAUCCUGGCUGUGGUGGCCAUGGCGUACGACGAGCAGAAUCAGGCCACGCAGCGAGAGGCCAGGGAGAAAGAGGAGGAGUUCCAGCGGAUCCUUGAACAGCUCAAGAGUCAGGAGCAGGCUCAACGUUCUGGGAGUCAAACCUCCCUGAGUAGUAAGAAGUCACUCUGUCGCCUCUCUGCUUCAGAGCAGGCCAACAACGAUGAGCAGAGCCUCGAACGUGACGAAGCUAUCAAGGACUGCAACGGCAAGAUGGUCCCUCGCCUCGGCAUCCAAUCGCAGACCUCCGACGAGUCUGCUGUAGAUGAUGAGCUCAGGGAGAAGUCUUUAGGCUCUGUGCACAGCAUGCUUCAUAUGGACGAACCGGGCCAGACGCAGAGGUCUUCUAGCGCCAUGGAAGAGCUGGAGGACGCCCAGAGGCCGUGUCCGCCGGGCUGGUACAAGUUUGCCGACAUUUUCCUCAAAUGGAACUGCUGCGCUCCGUGGGUGGCCUUCAAAAAGCGGGUGUACUUUGUCGUGAUGGACCCGUUCGUGGACCUGGCCAUCACCAUUUGUAUCGUGCUCAACACGCUCUUCAUGGCCAUGGAGCACUACCCCAUGACCCCCGAAUUUGAAGACAUUCUGUCCGUGGGGAAUCUGGUUUUCACCGGGAUCUUUACGGCGGAAAUGUUCUUUAAGCUCAUCGCCAUGGACCCCUACUAUUAUUUCCAAGUUGGCUGGAACAUUUUCGACAGCAUCAUCGUCACGCUCAGCCUGGUGGAGUUGGGACUGGCAAACGUCCAGGGUCUCUCAGUCCUGCGAUCCUUCCGCCUGCUUCGUGUCUUCAAGCUGGCCAAGUCCUGGCCCACGCUCAACAUGCUCAUCAAGAUCAUCGGCAACUCGGUGGGCGCCCUGGGGAACCUGACGCUGGUGCUGGCCAUCAUCGUCUUCAUCUUCGCUGUGGUGGGCAUGCAGCUUUUUGGGAAGAGCUACAAGGACUGCGUGUGCAAGAUCUCCGACGAGUGCGAGCUUCCGCGCUGGCACAUGAACGACUUCUUCCACUCCUUCCUCAUCGUGUUCCGCAUCCUGUGCGGGGAGUGGAUCGAGACCAUGUGGGACUGCAUGGAGGUGGCUGGAGCCGGGAUGUGUCUCAUUGUCUUCAUGAUGGUCAUGGUCAUUGGGAAUCUCGUGGUCCUGAACCUCUUCCUGGCCCUGCUGCUCAGCUCCUUCAGCGGAGACAACCUCUCCACGGCAGAAGACGACGGCGAGAUGAACAACCUCCAGAUUGCGGUGGGCAGGCUCACGAGAGGCGUGGCCUGGCUCAAAGCGGGCGUGGUGGGGAUACCUCAGAAGAUACUGGGCAAGAAGGCCAAGGCGACCGAUGAGGCCCGCAAAGACAUCCAGGACUCCAGCGCCGAGGCAAUCGAAAUGGACUUUGCGGACGGCAUUCCAAACGUCAAAGUGGCUGACGGGUUUUCCAACAGUUUGGUGGAGGGACGGGCUUCUGGUGUCACUGUGUACGGAGAGCUGGGCUUUAUCGUGCCCAUCGCUCGGGGAGAGUCGGACAUAGAAACCCUGGAUGAAGACGAUGACUCCGGUGACUCAAGGACGACCUGUGAAGAGAACUUUCAUGACGGUGAACCGGAAAAGGACAAAAAGAGUUUUCCUGGAGCAGUCAAACUGAUGGGAGUGCUGACCGACGGCAGCGAUUCAUCGGUGUGCAGCACGGUGGACUAUCAACCGCCCGAGCCGGAACCGGAAGAAAAAGAGGAGGAGGAGCCGGAACCGGUGGAGCCGGAAGCCUGCUUCACUGAAAACUGUGUGAGGCGCUGGCCUUGUCUCACCGUAGACGUCAGCACAACCGGAGGCAGGAGAUGGUGGACCCUGCGGAAGACCUGCUUCGCCAUUGUGGAGCACGACUGGUUUGAAACCUUUAUCAUCUUCAUGAUCCUCCUGAGCAGUGGAGCUCUGGCUUUUGAAGACAUUUACAUCGAACGUCGACGAACCAUCAAAAUUAUUCUGGAAUUUGCCGAUAAAGUUUUCACCUUCGUUUUCGUCAUGGAGAUGCUCCUGAAAUGGGUCGCAUACGGCUUCAAGACCUACUUCACCAACGCCUGGUGCUGGCUGGACUUUUUCAUCGUGGAUAUUUCCCUGAUAAGUUUAGUCGCCAACUGGAUGGGUUUCUCCGAGCUGGGGCCCAUCAAAUCCCUCCGGACCCUGAGGGCACUCAGGCCUCUUCGCGCCCUGUCCAGAUUUGAAGGCAUGAGGGUGGUGGUGAACGCCCUCCUGGGAGCCAUCCCCUCCAUCUUCAAUGUGCUGCUGGUGUGCCUCAUCUUCUGGCUCAUCUUCAGCAUCAUGGGAGUCAACCUGUUUGCCGGCAAGUUCUACCGCUGUGUCAACACCACCACUGCAGAGCUUUUCCCCGUGGCCGAGGUCAACAACAUGAGCGACUGCGUGGCCCUGCAAGAGGCCACCCGGGAAGCCCGCUGGAUCAACGUCAAGGUCAACUACGACAACGUGGGGAAGGGCUACUUGUCUCUGCUUCAAGUGGCAACAUUUAAAGGUUGGAUGGACAUCAUGUACGCUGCUGUUGACUCACGAGAGGUGAAGGAGCAGCCUUCCUACGAGAUCAACCUCUACAUGUACAUUUACUUUGUCAUUUUCAUCAUCUUUGGCUCCUUCUUCACACUCAACCUCUUCAUUGGUGUCAUCAUUGACAAUUUCAACCAGCAAAAGAAAAAGUUGGGAGAUAAAGACAUCUUCAUGACGGAGGAGCAGAAGAAAUACUAUGAAGCCAUGAAGAAACUUGGCUCCAAGAAGCCACAGAAGCCCAUUCCACGUCCCACAAACUUCAUCCAGGGCUUGGUGUUUGACCUCAUCAGUCAGCAGUUCUUUGACAUCUUCAUCAUGGUGCUCAUCUGCCUCAAUAUGGUCACCAUGAUGGUGGAGACGGACGCUCAGAGCCCAGAGAAGGAGGACUUCCUCUUCAAGGUCAACCUGGCGUUCAUCGCCGUCUUCACCACCGAGUGCGUGCUCAAGCUCUUUGCUCUGCGCCAAUACUUCUUCACCAACGGCUGGAAUGUCUUCGACUUUAUCGUCGUCAUCUUGUCCAUCGCUGGCACGAUGCUCUCUGACCUGAUCGAGAAGUACUUUGUGUCUCCGACCCUCUUCCGGGUGAUCCGACUGGCCAGAAUCGGCCGGAUCCUGCGUCUCAUUAAAGGAGCCAAAGGCAUCCGGACGCUCCUCUUCGCUCUGAUGAUGUCGCUUCCCGCCCUCUUCAACAUUGGCCUCCUGCUCUUUCUCAUUAUGUUCAUCUUCUCCAUAUUUGGCAUGUCCAACUUCGCCUACGUCAAGAAGGAGGCUGGUAUUGACGACAUCUUCAACUUUGAGACGUUCGGCGGGAGCAUCAUUUGCCUCUUCCAGAUAACCACAUCGGCCGGUUGGGACGGGCUUCUUCUUCCCAUGUUGAACAGGGAGCCUCCCGACUGCGAUCCAGACUUCGAGAACCCCGGCACGGAUGUAAGGGGCAACUGUGGCAGUCCCGGCAUGGGGAUGGUAUUCUUCUGCAGCUACAUCAUCAUCUCCUUCCUGGUGGUGGUGAACAUGUACAUCGCCAUUAUCCUGGAGAACUUCAACGUUGCGCAGGAAGAGAGUAGCGACGCGCUCUGUGAGGAGGACUUUGAGAUGUUCAACGAGACCUGGGAGAGGUUUGACACUGAUGGAACCAUGUUCAUCGAGUACAGCCGCCUCUCGGACUUCUGCGACGCCCUGCAGGAGCCGCUGAGGGUGGCCAAGCCCAACCGGCUCCGCCUGAUCGAGAUGGACCUUCCACUGGUAAUCGGGGACCGGAUCCACUGCCUGGAUGUCCUGAUGGCCGUCACGCAGAUGGUUUUGGGAGACACGCUGGAAAUGGUGGCCAUGCGGGAAAGCAUUGAGACAAAGUUCAUCCAGAGCAACCCCACCUCGGACUCCUUUGCGCCCAUCACCACCACCGUGCGCCACAAGGAGGAGGAGUGGGCCGCCGCCGUCAUCCAGCGAGCCUUCAGGAGCCACCUGCUGAGACGCUGCCUGCGCCACGCUGCCUUCAUGCAACGCUCCAAGAGGAGAGGCGGACAGGAUGGAGAUCCGCCUGAGAAAGAGGGACUGAUUGCACUGAAGAUGGAAGCUCUAUAUGGCAGCAACACGGACCUUGCAGAGAAGAAGGCGUUAGAAACUCUGAAAGCAGAGGUGGCACCAGAGAACCGAGGUGGUCCUGAAACUCCCAGGCCAGAUUUCCUGGUUGUACCUGUGGAAAUCACCAAUGAGGUGUUGCUACAUUCUGCCCCUGAUAGAAGCCUCAGAGAGUCGGUCAUCUAAGAAAAACACUAGAAGAUCAUUUGUUGCCAUUAUGCUGUUUCCUUCAUCUCAAUGACUUGGCCUUGUAGGAGGACCUUCGUAGGAUCAAAAGGAUCUGUUGCACCUGCAAUUGUUUUAAACAAAAUAUUUUAAUUCAAUGAUGUUUCCUUCAUCUCACGGACUUGGCCUCGUAGGAGGAUCCUCGUAGGAUCAAAAGGAGCUGUUGCACCUGCAAUUGUUUUUUCAAACAAUAUUUAAAUUCAAUGAUGUUUUUCCAAUAAAAUCCAAAGCGUGGUUUCCUGAUGCAUGCUCGGGCCUUCAUUUCAAUCACAAAGAACCUUCUUGAGACAUCUAGCUAGCAGUGUCGUAGCCCUCCAGAGCAGUCCGAAGACUACUUUUGGGGGUGGGGGGUACUAAAACUGGGACUCAAGACUAAAACUGCAGCAACAGCAGUGCUUGGGCUCAACUAUUCAAAGUCUUGGUGUUGACUUGGUGGUCUUGGUCUGGUCUUGAUCUCAAUUUCUCAAACUCUUUGUCACGAUCUUGAAUUGGCGUCAUCUACUCAAAGUCUUGACUCAGUGCUGACCGAGUGUUGUAGUCCAGAUCACAUGAACCACCUUGCAAGGCAUAUCACAUUGCCUGGGUCUUGGUCUGGUCUUGAUGUCAGUUACUCAUGGUCUUGGUGUUAACUCAAUCUCACAUUGCCCUGGUCUUGGUCUGGUCUUGAUCUCAAUUCGUCAGAGUCUUGAUCUUGAAUUGGUGUCAUCUGCUCAAAGUUUUGGUCUUGACUCGUUUCUGACCUGUUUUGGUUUUGAUUUUGACACUAAAUCAUAUUGCCUUGGUCUUCAUCUAGUCUUGAGUUCAGUUACUCAAGGUCUUGGUCUUGACUCAGUCUCACAUUGUCCAGGUCUUGAUUUCAAUUCUUCAGGCUUUGUCUUGACCUUGAAUUGAUGUAAGUCUUGGUCUUGAUUUUGACCUGUUUUGGUUUUGAUCUUGACUCAAAAUCACAUUGCCUUGGUCUUGGUCCGGUCUUGAUCUCAUUUACUGAAGGUCUUGGUCUUGAUCUUGAAUUGAGCUCACCUGCUCAAAGUCUUGGUCUUGACCUGGUUUUGACCCAUUUUAGUCAUGUUCUUGACUCAAUGUCACAUUUCCUUGGUCUUGGUCUAGUCUAGAGCUCAAAGACUCAAAGUCAUGGGCUUGACCUAUUUUGGUCUUGCUCUUGAAUUGGUGUCAUCUACGCAAGGUCUUUGUCUUGCUUUGGUUUUGGUCUUGUUUUUGACUCAAAUGCAGAAGUUUUAGUCUUGACUUGGUCUCACAUUGCCAUGAUCUUGGUCUUUAGUCCUCAAAUUCUUCUCAUUUUGCUCUUACCUCCUCAAAGUGUUGGUCCUAACUUUGUCUUGACCUGUUUGGGCCUUGUUCUUAACUUGGUCUGACAUUUACUUGGUUUUGGUCUCAACCUCCCUUUGUCCUGGUCUUGACUUGGUCUCACAUUUUCUUCAUCUUAUUAUAGUCUUGGAAUUCCUCAAAGUCUUGUUAUGGGUUCAUGUGAUCUGGACUACAACACUUCUAGCUAGUUCGAGUCAUCCAAAGCAGUGGACUCUUUAGUUCUCUUUAAUUCUUUAGUCUGUUCGUUUUUUUUUUAGCUGCUGAUGAAAUCAACACACCAACAUGAGAUUACGCGAAGACAGCUUGAUCUCAAUCACAGACGUGCUAACCGUCAAUUACUUUGUUUCUGACUGAUCCAAGUCCCAAAUGACUCGAUGGCGAACAUGAGAGGCCGUUGGUGGCCAGUUAGAGGCCGCUAACGAACGUCCCUGGAGGCUGGAAUUAAACAAGGCCCGCUUGAAUAUUGCACUAUUUAUUUUUAGGCCGUCCAGGUCGAGUUGCAGCUGAUGUCCAAGAGAACAAGGAUCAGCGCGCGUGAUGGAUGAUUUUGUUUCAUCUUUGAUGUUUACAUGACCGCCCCCAACUCUUCAGACGUGACGAGCACGUUGCUUUUGUAGGCGUGUGGAAGCGUUCUUUCACUUUCUGUCUUAACUCGCUUUAAAAUGUCUUACUCGACACACACUGUUGUGUUUCGUCGUGUUAGAAAAGUGUGUCCUUUAGGGGAAGAAAUGAUGGUUUUGCAUUCAGGCAGUCGUUUCUGUCUUGAGUUUGAACUUGACCAGCUGCUGCACCUGUGAUGCUCACGAAACUUUGUUUACAUUUGGGAUGCAGGCAGGAAGUUUCACUGCUGUAUAAAUCUAUAUUCUGUAUGUUUUGUAGUGUAUAUUUGCUAUUGUAAAAAAACAUUCAGUUUAUCCAGAAUAAAGUACUUG
Molecule: messenger RNA, 8118 nt
Organism: Dunckerocampus dactyliophorus (ringed pipefish)
Lineage: Eukaryota; Metazoa; Chordata; Actinopteri; Syngnathiformes; Syngnathidae
Gene: scn4aa
Product: sodium channel, voltage-gated, type IV, alpha, a
Exons: 26
Coding region: 206-5821 (1871 amino acids)
Biological process (GO): membrane depolarization during action potential; neuronal action potential; sodium ion transmembrane transport
Cellular component (GO): plasma membrane; axon; voltage-gated sodium channel complex
Molecular function (GO): protein binding; calcium ion binding; voltage-gated sodium channel activity
Source: RefSeq, a predicted model, not a curated record